AUGUCCACCUCCGGGAUGAGAGACGAUCGGCGGAGGAGGCUCGUGCUCAGGCCCUCGUCCCGGAAUGUGUCCCUGUCCCACAGCCGGCUGACAGGGAGCAGGCGCAGUCUUGGAGCGGGCAGCAAAGUCCUGGACAAGAGCUCCACGCCCAGGAAGCCCGUCCGGGUGUUUGACGACAGGCAGAAUGAUGUCACUCCUCAGCCUCUCCACCAGGGGGAGUGUGGAGUAGGCCCCCCCAAAGGCAGCCGCUUCUUCCUGGAUGAAAUCGUAGCUGGACUCAGUCUGGACCAGAUGACCACCACAGGAAGCAGCUUCAGCCUCCCCUUCUCCAGGUCCAUCCUGAGCAGCAGUAAGUUCUCCAGUCAGUCGUCCAUAGACUCUGUGGGUCUGGAGACAGAGGAGGGCUUCUCCAGACGAGACCCGCCCCUGCACCUCCCAGAUCAGGGUAAGAAGGUGGUGGUGAAGGAGGAGGUGAAGGAGGAGAUGUGUGUCCACCGAGGACGCAGACCGCAUCAAGUGAGCAAACCUAACACUGACCCUGACCCUGACCCUAACUCUGACCCUGACCCUAACUCUGACCCUGACCCUAACACUGACCCUGACCCUGACCCUGACCCUGACUCUGACCCUGACCCUAACUCUGACCCUGACCCUAACACUGACCCUGACUCUGACCCUGACCCUAACUCUGACCCUGACCCUAACACUGACCCUGACUCUGACCCUGACCCUAACACUGACCCUGACUCUGACCCUGACCCUAACUCUGACCCUGACCCUAACUCUGACCCUGACCCUAACACUGACCCUGACUCUGACCCUGACCCUAACUCUGACCCUGACCCUAACUCUGACCCUGACCCUGACUCUGACCCUGACCCUAACACUGACCCUGACUCUGACCCUGACCCUAACUCUGACCCUGACCCUAACACUGACCCUGACUCUGACCCUGACCCUAACUCUGACCCUGACCCUAACACUGACCCUGACCCUGACCCUAACUCUGACCCUGACCCUAACACUGACCCUGACUCUGACCCUGACCCUAACUCUGACCCUGACUCUGACUCUGACCCUAACACUGACCCUGACCCUGACCCUGACCCUAACUCUGACCCUGACUCUGACCCUGACCCUAACACUGACCCUGACUCUGACCCUAACACUGACCCUGACCCUGACCCUGACCCUAACACUGACCCUGACCCUGACCCUAACUCUGACCCUGACCCUAACUCUGACCCUGACCCUGACCCUGACCCUAACUCUGACCCUGACCCUGACCCUAACUCUGACCCUGACCCUGACCCUGACCCUAACUCUGACCCUGACCCUGACCCUAACUCUGACCCUAACUCUGACCCUGACCCUAACUCUGACCCUGACCCUAACUCUGACCCUGACCCUAACUCUGACCCUGACCCUAACUCUGACCCUGACCCUAACACUGACCCUGACCCUAACUCUGACCCUGACCCUAACACUGACCCUGACCCUGACCCUAACUCUGACCCUGACCCUAACUCUGACCCUGACCCUAACUCUGACCCUGACCCUAACUCUGACCCUGACCCUAACACUGACCCUGACCCUAACUCUGACCCUGACCCUAACUCUGACCCUGACCCUAACACUGACCCUGACCCUGACCCUGACCCUAACUCUGACCCUGACUCUGACCCUAACACUGACCCUGACCCUAACACUGACCCCUGUUACAUAAUACUCACUGUCCCAUCCAAAUAA
This is a messenger RNA of Knipowitschia caucasica, 1749 nucleotides long. The record is from the annotation of a GenBank genome assembly. NCBI's taxonomy places the organism in Eukaryota, Metazoa, Chordata, Actinopteri, Gobiiformes, Gobiidae.